ACUUUACUUUUUGAUUAUAAUACUCUUCGGUCUUUUUUUUACAUUCUAAUAUUGAAAACUUUAAUCCCUAUAAAUUUCAGAAUGAAUUUGAACUAAAAUGGCUCCGAAGGGAAGAAAGAGGAAAGUAUCGGAGUUGGUGGAAACCCCGGUUGAUCCUGUUCUAAAUGUGAAACCCUCUCCUGAAUAUAGACACUGGCUGAUGAAAUCGGAACCUGACUCAAGGAAGGAGAACGGAGUUGAGAUGAAGUUUAGUUUCGAUGAUCUGAAGAUGUCCGAGGGUUCCCGAGCCUGCUGGGAUGGGGUUAGAAACUAUCAGGCCAGAAAUUUUAUGAGAAAUAUGAAAAUCGGAGACAAGGCGUUCUUCUAUCAUUCGAAUACCAAACCUCCUGGAAUUAUAGGAAUAGUGGAUAUUGUUAAAGAAGCGUAUACUGAUCAUACCCAGUUUGACAAGAAGGAUCCACAUUAUGAUCCUAAAUCAUCCAAGGAUGCCCCAAGAUGGGAGAUGGUGGAUGUGCAGUAUGUCCGUACUACUCAGAGAUAUAUCCCUCUAGACGAACUCAAGAGGAUUCAUCUUGAGCAUAAAGCGAAGGGAGGACCUCUAUCCAACCUUGCUCUCUUUACCCGAGCCCGUCUCAGUGUUCAACCAAUAACUCAGGAGGAAUGGGAUUUCAUCUUGUCUCUGGAGAAAACUGAACCCUAAUCUUCAUGUACUUAAUUGAAAAGGCUGUGAAACAUUUCCAAAAUUCAUCUUUACUAUUUUAUAUGUAACUCUUUUAACCCAUUCCAGUACAUUUACCUAGUUCAUAUUAAUAUUAAUGCACCAGCACAACUGAUCUCCGUGAAACCAUAAUUUGACCUGAUAUUUCAGA
Messenger RNA from Eurytemora carolleeae, 869 nucleotides. Its product is annotated as thymocyte nuclear protein 1. The record is from RefSeq and is a predicted model, not a curated record. Bases 98 to 700 code for a protein of 200 amino acids. Gene Ontology annotation, cellular component: nucleus. NCBI's taxonomy places the organism in Eukaryota, Metazoa, Arthropoda, Copepoda, Calanoida, Temoridae. The transcript is spliced from 3 exons.